Messenger RNA from Esox lucius (northern pike), 4356 nucleotides. It is a transcript of the gene rab6ba, whose product is annotated as RAB6B, member RAS oncogene family a. The transcript has 8 exons. Gene Ontology annotation, molecular function: GTPase activity; GTP binding. NCBI's taxonomy places the organism in Eukaryota, Metazoa, Chordata, Actinopteri, Esociformes, Esocidae. The coding region runs from base 169 to 795 and encodes 208 amino acids. The record is from RefSeq and is a predicted model, not a curated record.
GAUCAACGUUGAAACUAACCGCGUACAGUGCAGCACUCCCGUCGUUGAGAGAGAGCGGGUUGAACGGGUUGAGGCGUCGCUUUUCACAUCCAACCUCAUCAGCACCAGAAUCCCGGACCGCUGGGAGGAAGCAGUGAUUCUCCGACUCUUAGAAAUUCGCCCCUAAACAUGUCCGUGGGUAGUGACUUUGGUAACCCCUUAAGAAAAUUCAAACUGGUCUUUCUGGGGGAGCAAAGCGUUGGGAAGACGUCUCUGAUCACGAGGUUCAUGUAUGACAGCUUUGACAACACGUAUCAGGCCACAAUCGGAAUAGACUUCCUUUCCAAAACCAUGUACUUGGAAGAUCGGACGGUGAGGCUGCAGCUGUGGGACACGGCAGGACAGGAGCGCUUCCGCAGCCUCAUCCCCUCCUACAUACGAGACUCCACCGUAGCUGUGGUGGUGUACGACAUUACCAACCUGAACUCCUUUCAACAGACGUCCAAGUGGAUUGAUGAUGUCCGAACAGAGAGAGGAAGUGAUGUCAUUAUAAUGCUUGUUGGCAACAAAACAGACUUGGGUGACAAGAGACAGAUCACCAUAGAGGAAGGAGAACAGCGGGCCAAGGAGCUGAGCGUCAUGUUCAUUGAGACCAGUGCCAAGACAGGCUACAACGUCAAACAGCUGUUCCGACGCGUGGCGUCAGCCCUUCCCGGGAUGGAGAGCAUGCAGGAGACGAGCAAAGAGGGAAUGAUUGACAUCAAGUUGGACAAACCGCAGGAGCCUGCAACUACUGAAGGCGGGUGCUCCUGUUAAUCCCAACUCCAGAUUGGGCGUCUUCAUCCACACCACGUGCUUGUUGUGUUGCUUCCUAUUGGUUAGCCUCCAGUUAAGUUUUCAGAUUGGAAUUUGGCCUUUUUAUCUGAAUGUUGGUCAUCAGUUGGAAACUAGCUACAUACAUUUGAGUUGUAAAAUAGUGUACUUUAUUAACGAAAUUGCCAAAAAGUCUUAAAAAUUCACAAAAUGAUUUACAAAAAUCAUGAACAAAAAUCCCAAACGUGUACAAUACUUUUUUUUGGAAAAAAGUAGAACGGUAGACUUUCUUUUUAUUUUGUAUUUUUGUAUAAUGAAAGGAAACGCUCUGAAAUGAGGCAGAUGAAGUUGUUCAAUAAUUUACAGCCCAAAUUGCACCCUACAACCUUUAUAGUGCACUCAUCGUAACUAUUGUCCUAUGGGCUCUGGUCAAACGUUGUGCACUAUAAAAGGCAUAUGGUGCCUUUGUGAUGAGAGGAAUGAACUAGAUUGGGAUGGGCAAUCCAAUGGCUGGAGAGAGGGAGAACUGCCCAGUAACGUUUGACUGAGUAUCUAAUGCAUGCAUGCCAACUGUUCCUUAUUUCAGUGCUUGUGCCCUGUCUGCUGUUGUACACAGUCUGUAUAUCUAAAUGCUCUUAACUUACACACGUGACUUAACGUACUCUGAAAAUAUCAUAUUAUUUACUUUUUUUUUUUCACAAAAUGCUGUGAGUGACAUUGGAUUUGUAUACUUGAGUUUACUUUAGACCAUCUUUCGUUGUCCACAGUGUGCCCCUUGGUGUAAGUAAAUGUACACUUACACUUUGGCAACUGUGGAAUGCAGCCAUUCAUAGGAGGGUGAAUUGCCAAGCAUUGUCCUCACCGAAGUCCAUGUUCAUGCUGCCAAUUCCACCAGCUAGUUACCACUGCUGUAUCUACGGUUACCAUUGCUGUAACUAGCAGUUUACCACUGCUUGUAACUUGCUAGUAACCAGUACUGUGGCUAGCUAGUUACCCCUGCUGUAGCUAGCUAGUUACCCCUGCUGUAGCUAGCUAGUUACCCCUGCUGUAGCUAGCUAGUUACCCCUGCUGUACCUAGCUAGUUAUUACAGCUGUGCCUUGCUAGUUAUUUUGGCUGUACCUAGCUAGUUACCACUAUGGUGGCUAGCGUGGUUUUCUCAUUCUCCGUGCGGUGUUUCUGUCUCAGGCUCUCUCUGCUCGCUGCCACCUCAUUCUGCUUACUGCUUCCACACUGUGUCAUACUAUCACUAUUAUGGAUCUGCUCCAAAUCGCAGCUUACUCCCUAUUCAGUGUACCAGUUUUGACCAGGCCUGGUUCAAAAGUAGUGCAUUACGCAUGGAAUUAUUGGGAUUGAUUUGGGAUGUAUACACUGUAAAUGAGCAGUGUGGAGAGAAAGCAAGUGUGCAAAAUAGAAGCUGUCACAUCACCUCCUAUACAGGAACUCAUCUUCUCCAUAAGGUUCCUGUCAGUCUGAUCAUGUGGAAAAUGCUAAUUAUUAUUAACAUCAUAAGAGUUCAAAGAGUACCCUCAUCUUACCCAGAGUGUCCAGCUGUUUGUGCUGUUUUUCGAACUCCAUGUCACUCAUCGUCGUGCCAAUAGACUUCAAUAGAGUUGGCGAACACAAAUCAGUCUGGCCUCAGGCUAGACUGGUAUCUGGUGAAGGCGUGAACAUAAAUUACACAUUCCUGUCAAACAAUCAGUGAAGAAAAUAAUGAUUUGCACAUGAAGACCUGGCAGGUUAUCAUGAAGUUCCUCAUAUGUAAAUAUAAUCUAGAAUGUUUAUUCAAUGACUGCUUCAUUGCCAUUCAAAUGAUGUCAUACUAUGAUUGGUCCACUUCCCACAAUAUUAUAAUUAACUUCUUUGCUGCCUGUGUUUCGGCUGUUUUAAAAAGUUACUACUACUGAAGUUGCCAUUAUGCAAUGUUUGCUUUUUUAUAGGUUCAUAGUGGAUGUCGAUUAAACCGAAUUAAUCUGGUCCUGUUUUUAGCACCAGGUGACUUACUGUUCUGGUAUUGUGUUUAACCAUUGAUCAGAACAAAUACUGCUUUUAUUUUGAAAUGUUAACUUUUAUUUAAUUUUUUCAUGUGAUACUCUUAUUGCACUUUUUAAGGACAUUCGUUUGUGAGUUUGUGGAAAUCUAGUCUUGUAGUCUUACAAAUCACUGUAAAGGUUAGUAUUAAAGUUUAGUGUAAAGUUAAACAUUUGUGACUAUCUUGUUCAUGCAUCUCCUAAAAAGAGAAGCACACCCUAUACUGGUGAAACAUUCGGUCCUAACCUGCCUAAUGAGCCAAAAACAAGUCAAGUUGGAGGCAAUGAGCGAUUCCAGAAUAGACCUUUUCUGGACCAUCUCUCUUCUUAGAGGACUGUAGAAUUGUAAAAACGACAGUUGAAUCCCAAAUGUCAGAAGACCCAGAAAAAUUCCUCAAAGUAAAUAAACCUCUCAAAGCUGCUCUAUUGCCUGAACUGGGUUAUAAAACAAAUAUACAUUUCAUAUGUGCAGACAGGACUAUACAUUUCCAAAUGAUGAUACUCCUGAGAGAAACAAAGAGUAGCAGAGACAUACAGGAACUAAGGAGUAGAAUAGCCCCCAGUCAGCCAAGAGGCACCCAAUGAAGAACAAUUCACCUACUUAAUCAUACUCUCAGAAACCCAGCACCAAAACUAGAGAAUGUUUUAGACAGUAGUAGGCCAGCGUGAAAUUGUGAAACCACAUCAUUCUUACCUUCUGAGGUAUUCUUCUGUCUCACUCUUUCUAUGACUCUGGUGCCUAGGAAUGUAUUGCUUUCAAUGUGCUGACUCACUGGAGACUGUUGAUAUGUAAGGGAAGGGAAGGGGGGGGGGGUAUUUAUUGAUUAAUUGAUUGACUGAUUAAUUAAUUGAUUAAUUAAUUGCCAUGUACACUUGUUGGUAUCUCUGUUGUUGUUGUUUUUUUUGUCAAAGAUGUGGGUAUAGCACUCUUUCAUUCCCCACUGUAAUGGAGUCGGUGUCACAAUUCUGAGGUAGAACCAUGUUUUAAUAGCUGACGGAACCAUGUCCAGAUGCUGACGGGACCAUGUCCAGAUGCUGACGGGACUGCCACGUCGCGUUAGUGUGGAGAUAAUAUCAUGUCCCCAAAGGAACCCUGAUCCCAGGCGUGGCGCACUGUUUCUACCUGGGGCCAUUGUUAAUGCUCCUGAACAAAAUGUGUGUACCGUACAGGGUGUCGUGGAUGGGAUGCACUGGUGUGUUGUGCCGAGUUGAGACUGGAGGCCCUUGAUUGGGCUUGCUGUACUGUGUAUCCUAUAGUCUGUCUGCAAUCACAGCUCUGGGAAGGUGAAUGUAGGACUUGUGUAGAAAUACAACCUAUAGAAGGGACCUAGCCACUCUUUGCUCCCUGCGCCUGUCUGCCAGUCCACCCUUUAUGUCAUGAUUGAGGUGAAUGGAGAGGCCCCUUCUACAGAUUUCACUUCUUACAAAAAGACCUGGUUUGUUAGGCUAUUGGAGCAGAGCUGGCUCUCCAUUCCCACUGUAUAGAGAUCUAGCAUGUCUUUCCAAAACCAUCAAUAAACACGUCUUAUUACCUGA